Molecule: messenger RNA, 1751 nt
Organism: Carassius auratus (goldfish)
Lineage: Eukaryota; Metazoa; Chordata; Actinopteri; Cypriniformes; Cyprinidae
Product: muscarinic acetylcholine receptor M5-like
Exons: 2
Coding region: 326-1630 (434 amino acids)
Biological process (GO): adenylate cyclase-inhibiting G protein-coupled acetylcholine receptor signaling pathway; chemical synaptic transmission; G protein-coupled receptor signaling pathway, coupled to cyclic nucleotide second messenger
Cellular component (GO): synapse; dendrite; plasma membrane
Molecular function (GO): G protein-coupled serotonin receptor activity; G protein-coupled acetylcholine receptor activity
Source: RefSeq, a predicted model, not a curated record
ACGCAGCGCUCUCGUCUCACUCCUGCUGGUCUCAGCAUCUCCACUCUUUCGUCUCUCUGGUGUGAGUGUGUUCGUCUGCAGAUCGGCUUGUGUUCUGAAGGAACGUCUCACUCACACUGGAUGUAUAAACGCUGGAGGAGUAAAACCACAGACGUUCACCAUGUUUACCUGAGGACAUCUGCUGCUGGACCAGCGGGGCAUGUUGUCACACUUUUCCCUCCGGUGAACAAACCUGGAAAUCUGGACAUCGAGAUCACGGGACGCACACUGAGCUCUGUAGCGGGGCAUGUUGUCACACGGUGUGGGGAGAUGCGAGUGAAUCACGAUGGACGGAGAGAAGAACGUCACUCUCAGCGCAAACGUCUCCGGCGUGCACAGCCUGUGGGAGGCGGUCACCAUAGCAACCGUCUCCGCCGUGGUCAGCCUCAUCACCAUCGUGGGGAACGUUCUGGUGAUGCUGUCCUUCAAGGUGAACAGCCAGCUGAAGACGGUCAACAACUACUACCUGCUGAGCCUGGCCUGCGCUGACCUCAUCAUCGGCGUCUUCUCCAUGAACCUCUACACGUCGUACAUCCUCAUGGGCCGCUGGGCUCUGGGAAGUGUGGCCUGCGAUCUGUGGCUGGCUCUGGAUUACGUGGCCAGUAACGCGUCUGUGAUGAACCUGCUGGUCAUCAGUUUCGACCGCUACUUCUCCAUCACACGUCCACUGACGUAUCGUGCCAAACGGACCCCGAAGCGAGCGGGAAUCAUGAUUGGAUUGGCUUGGCUCGUGUCUUUCGUCCUCUGGGCUCCGCCCAUCCUCUGCUGGCAGUAUUUCGUCGGAAAGCGAACGGUUCCUGAAGGACAGUGUCAGAUUCAGUUCUUCUCUGAACCUGUGAUCACGUUUGGCACGGCGAUAGCCGCCUUUUACGUUCCCGUAUCCGUCAUGACCAUCCUCUACUGUCGGAUCUAUAAGGAGACCGAGCGACGCACCAAAGAUCUGGCCGAGCUUCAAGGAGUCAACUCUUUGAACGAUCCAGAUGCACCGAAUCAAAAGACUCGUUCGUGUCUCACUUUAAAAGACGAGCGGCUGACCAACUUCAGCUACGCUUCAUCCGAAGAAGAAGAGCGUUCGGCUUCUCCUUGUGUCUUCAAAGAGACGAGAAACAAAAAGUGCAUUUCUUAUAAAUUCAAAGACGUUCGUUCUACGAAGAGCGCUAAUGGAGAGGAAAAGCCCUCUUCGUUGUCGUCGGCCGAGUCUGUGAACGCACCGUCUUCCUCCAAACCUGUGGAAGGCACGCUGAAGAGCCAGAUCACCAAGAGGAAGAGGAUGGUUCUGAUCAAGGAGAAGAAGGCGGCGCAGACUCUCAGUGCCAUCCUGCUGGCCUUCAUCCUCACCUGGACGCCCUACAACAUCAUGGUGCUGGUGUCCACCUUCUGCUCCGACUGCGUGCCGCUCUCGCUCUGGCAUCUGGGAUACUGGCUGUGUUACGUCAACAGCACCGUCAACCCCAUGUGCUACGCUCUGUGCAACAAGACCUUCCAGAAGACCUUCCGCAUGCUGCUGCUGUGCCACUGGAGGAAGAAGAGGAGCGAGGAGAAGCUGUACUGGAGCGGAGCGAAGCCUGCGGCCGGAAACACUCUCAGCUGAGAGAGAAACUCUCCUCCACUGCACAGACUCACUUCCUUGAAGCGAUGCACUACCAUUCAGCUUUACCUGUUUCUGCUCACUAACGCUGCAUUUAUUUGAUCAAAUAUUUUGACAAAUGAUU